AUGGCUGGACCAAAUGUCAGCUUCGCAACUCCGACGCCGGUCGUCAAUGGCGAUAGCAAUGGGCAUGUUCAAGUCACUUCCGACAGAAUCAUCGUUGGAGUCGACUUUGGCACUACAUAUUCUGGUGCAACCCCAGACGACAUCGAAAUCAUCAAGACAUGGCCAGGAGGCAACGGCAUAACCUCCGACAAAGUACCCACCGAAAUCGCCUACGAAACCACCGAACUGUCCCCCAGCAGCACCAACAACACCAUAACCCCCGAACAAGGCGGCGGUGCCCGCUCCACCGUGCAAAGAAUAAAAUGGGGCUUCCAAUUCAAACCCGAAGAACCGCGGUUGCGCUGCAUAAAGCUGUUCCUGGACAGAAAUCAAAAGUUGCCGCAUUUUGUCAGUCCGUUGGAUACGGCGGCGCAUUUGAGGAGUUGUGAUCGGACGGUCAUGGAUGCCGUGAGUGAUUACUUGGGACAGAUUUAUAUCCAUACCAUGGAGACGUUGAAUAGGCGGUAUGGUGAAAGCUUUAUGGCUAUGACCAAGGUGGAGUUUGUCCUUACUGUUCCAGCUGUUUGGUCAGACUCUGCGAAGAAUGCGACUUUGCAAGCGGCGGAAAAGGCAGGUAUGGGCAAGAAGCAUGAGUUGAGAUUGAUCAGCGAGCCUGAAGCUGCCAUGCUGCAUGCCCUCAAAACAGUACAACCGCACAAUCUCAAGAUCGGAGAUAACUUUGUCAUUUGCGACGCAGGAGGCGGUACCGUAGAUCUGAUUGCNCUAGUUCGUCUGCCAGAUCCAUUUUCAAGGACGAAAAGAAACAUACUGACGAUCGCGUCUAGCAAAAUCACCCAACUCUCUCCACUCAGAGUUGAAGAGAGUGCAGUAGGAACAGGCGGACUCUGCGGCUCAGCAUUCCUCAACUACCGCUUCGAAGAACACGUCAAAGAACGACUCGGCACAGACACCUACACCCACAUGCGCUCCAAAAAGCCAAAAACCUGGAUGAUGGGCCUGAAAUACUUUGAAGAAUUCGUCAAACGCAACUACAACGAAGACGACAACCAAGAAGUCAACGUACCCUUUCCCGGUCUUCCUGAUGAUGAGGAAGCAGGAAUAGACAGUGGAUUUAUGGUCAUGAGUUCACAACAAGUCAAGGCUAUUUUCGAGCCUGUGAUUGAUGAAGUGUUGAAGUUGUUGGAUGGGCAGGUGGAGGCUAUUCGNCAAAAGGGCGAUACUGUGUCUGGGAUUAUACUGGUUGGAGGAUUUGGCCAGAGUAAUCAUUUGUACAGUCGGUUGAAGUUGCAUUUCAACGCUGCAGCAGCACAAGCACCGCCUGCGUAUGUUGAGAAGGAUGAGCAGCAGGUGCAGAUACAGCAACACGAAUACCCGCCUGUGGAGGUCAUUCAACCGCUAUAUGCUUGGACAGCUGUAGUCAGGGGUGCAGUAAUCAGAGGUUUGGACGACAGCAUGGUAUCUUCUCGUCGCAGCAGACUUCACUACGGAACCUCCUACGCCACAGUCUUCGACGAGACAAAACACGACAUUGCAGAUCGCUACUGGUCUCCAUUGUGGGAACGUUGGAUGGUCUCCGACCGCAUGCAAUGGCACAUCUCCAAGGUACAUAACCUUCCCUCUCCAACCAAACCACACAAAAAACUAACCACACCCCACUCCUCCAACAGNAACACCGCCAUCUCCCCCGAAACCCCAAUCUCCUUCCACUACACCCGCAACUUCAUGCCCCACCAAUCCCUCAUCGUCACCGACGAACUAAUAGCCUGCGGCGCCGACCUCGCUCCCCCCUCACGCACAAAAACCCUUUCCACAGUGUGCACUCUGCGCACAGAUCUAAACGCCGUACCCCAAGAAUUAUUCACCAGACUUAAAACCAGCAAAGGGGCUGAGUUUUUGAACUUGGACUUUGAGUUGGUUAUGAGGAUCCAGAGUGCGGAUUUGGUGUUUGAGUUGAGGGUUGGUGGGGUGGGGUAUGGGGUUGUGCAGGCGGAGUUUCAUUGA
Molecule: messenger RNA, 2001 nt
Organism: Aureobasidium musti
Lineage: Eukaryota; Fungi; Ascomycota; Dothideomycetes; Dothideales; Saccotheciaceae
Source: the annotation of a GenBank genome assembly